This is a messenger RNA of Linum trigynum, 1887 nucleotides long. The record is from the annotation of a GenBank genome assembly. Lineage: Eukaryota; Viridiplantae; Streptophyta; Magnoliopsida; Malpighiales; Linaceae.
CAUCCACCAGCGAUUCGCUCUUCGUCUCAAUCGUUCAAACUAAACCUGUCACAAUGCCGUCGGCGGCGUUCCCCAACCGAUUCGCCCUCCUCUCCUCAAUCAUAGCUUCGGUUCCGUUCUUCCAGCUGGGCUACGAGAUAGCCGUGCCGCGUGGGAUCAAGCUGAUUGAGGUGAGCAUCGGAAGGCCACACGCCGAUUUGGCCGAGUUCGAGUGGGAGUACGGCACGCUCAUUUUACUAGCCGUUCUCGUCGCCGGGUUAUUUAUCAACUAUUUUGGCCGGCGGUGGCCCUUCGGUUUCGGCCUCCUCAUCUACGCGGUCGGCGCCGCCGUCCUCAGCUUCGGCUCGACAUUUGAAACGUUCAAAGUGGGCCGCGGGUUCAUGAUUGUGGGAACCGGGUUUGGGGUGGUGAUUGGGCCGAUUUACAUUGCUGAAGUGUCGCCUGCCAGAGUUCGAGGCUUCCUGGGAUCCUUCCCACAGCUUCUCUUCUGCUUUGGGAGGCUGUCUGGUUACGCGGCGCAGUUGGCGUUCCGCGAGCACCACCUUCACAACCGAGGAUGGCAGGUGAUGACCGGGAUCCCGUGUGUGGUGUCCCUCGUCUCCCUUGCCACCCUCAUCUUUUCCGGCUUCCGAGAAUCCCCGGCGUACCUGCCGAUCGCCGGCCUGCUGGAGGAAGCGAGGACCGUCAUGGAAGAUGACAUGGGGUGCCCCAGCGAAGAGGCCGACGAAAGAAUCGACCAGCUGAAGAAGGUCGCGAACAUCCCGCCCUACAUCAACGGGAACACGAACAACUACAACAGGAACAAGGGCGGGAUCGACGGGAUGUGGUCCCGAUUUUUCAACGGGGCCACCGUCCUCCUCAUCCUGCUCCACAUCCUCCACCAGUUGACCGGGGAGUUCAUUGUCUCAACCUACACCAGAUCCAUCCUGAUCAGCCUUGGCGGCCAACACUCCGAGCAGUCGUACAUCCGAGCCGUCGCAGCACUGACAGGAACCAGGAUCGUGGGCUCGAUGGUGCUGAUGCUCACGGUUGACCGGUUCGGCAGGAGAAGGAUGAUGCUGGCCAGCACGGUGGUCAGCAUGCUGGCAGCCGUCACGAUGGGAGUCGUCUGGAUAGCUAACCAGCACGGCUGCAUGAGCGACCAGGUGGCCUUCCGAUGGUUGGCUUGGGCCGCCAUUGUAUUUGAAGCCGGGCUCUCGGUCGGACUGGGCGGGAUCAUCUGGAUGUACGGGCCGGAAACAAUCGGGCUCCCGGCAAGGGCAAUGGCAGUGGCCGGGGCAGUUUUGACCGGCCAGGAGGUGGGGAAGAUGAUCAACAUGAAGUCCCUUUCUAUCUACGGACAGUCACUUCCCAGAUUUGGUCGGUCGAUGCUGAUCUCGGCUGGUUUCCUCCUAGUUUGCACGCUGCUCACCUUUGCCUUCAUCAAAGACACGAGCAGGGAAACCCUGACGGACUACUUCGACCCCUCCACGAAUGACCAGGCCCAAUAGCAUUAGCAAGCCCCAUUAUUGCAACCCUACAAUGUAUCCGUCUCUCUCUCCCUCUAUAUAUAUAUAUAUGAAAUUAAACUAAUGGCUAAAUUUAACAGGAAGAACAAUGCAAUCAUCUGCCAUUAUGGGAUUGGGCUUACCAGACAUAACUUUCCUUUGUCUUUUGCCUCCACUAACUCAUGUCCCUCUCCAUCACCACCACCAAUUAAAAUCCAUGUGUGAAUCAUGAAGUUGAUUCUACGUACACACUCUCUGCUUAAAGCCGACCUAACAAUGAUGCCCUAAUUAAUUAGCUUGCUAUAAACGAGAGAACCUACAACGUAACUCCAUGGAAUUUCCCUAGGGUUACUCCUCCCAACAGACGGAAACAUUGUUCAAAUAAAGCUUUAACUUGAAU